Drosophila ananassae is the source of this 698-nucleotide messenger RNA. Its product is annotated as UPF0598 protein CG30010. The record is from RefSeq and is a predicted model, not a curated record. NCBI's taxonomy places the organism in Eukaryota, Metazoa, Arthropoda, Insecta, Diptera, Drosophilidae. The transcript is spliced from 2 exons. The coding region runs from base 1 to 648 and encodes 215 amino acids.
AUGUUUUUACUACGCUCUAGGCAGUUAAUAAAGCCGGAAAUUAUUAAAUUUAAUCUACAAGCCUCCCGUAAUUUGCAAUAUAUUCAAGGUCAGUCUCCGGAGCCAAAGAUACGUGAAUACUUUUACUACAUAGAUCAUGAGGGAAUGCUCUUUCUGGACGAUGCCAAAAUGAAGAACUUUACCAGCUGCUUCAAGGAAAAAGACUUUCUCCGGUUCUUCUUCUCUCGACUACGGCUGAACCACACGGACAGAUACGAAAAAGACUUUCCCUACAUUUCCCUUUGCGGCCGGGAGAGAAACUUUAUAAGGUGUGAUGAUACGCCGGUUGUUUUCACGGAGCAGAUAAACAAGGAUGACAGCGAGGUUCUCAGCUAUGCCCACUCGGGGCAAGUCCUUACACAGGCCUACGAGCCUCAAAAAUUAUAUAUGGAUCCAAGAAAUGGAAGGGUUUAUCACCCAGCAAAGCCCCAAGUAGGUGGCAUUGGGCUGGUUCGCUCCAAGUUGGCAAUAGAGCUAAGCCAGCACUUUGAAUUUCCGGCAGGCGACCCAUCUCCCUCUCAUUUCCUUUGGAACGGAGAAAGGCUGAAGCUGGAAAACGACUGGGUCAAGGAUACUAAACGAUUUCCAAUGAACGAGGAGUGUAUAUAAUAUAGAUUACAAUUGAGACAUUACAGUUAUAUAUAGCUUAUAUGUUACAA